AUGGGACGGCAAAAGAAAUACCAAUGUCGUGGUGGCAAGGAAAAGUGUGCAGUUAGUAGUACGGAUAGGUAUCAAUGCCGACUCUGUCGAUUUAACAAAUGCGUAGAACUCGGAAUGACACCAGAAAAUGUGCAAUGGCAUCGUGACUCUUUUCCAAAACCAAAAAAAUCCUCAAAAAUCGAUUAUCAAAAAUCGGAAAAUGAGAAAGCGGAAAGUCUAGUGUUGGGAAAACCAAGAACAGUGAUGGAUUUAUCAAAAUUAUCCGGAAAAAUAAGAGACAUUCUGAAUGAGAAAUCCGGAGGAAUCGAUCCAAAAACGAAGAAAAUGAAUUCUCUGGAAAUCGCGGAUUAUUGUCUCAGGAAGUGGAGAAACCAACAAAGGCCAGAAGAGCAAAUGGAGAGUGUGGAAACACUUCCAAUUCGUCAAAUGUUCGGAAUCUUCGAGAAACAGAUGAUUGUGGUGGCAGAGUGGUUGAUACAACAGCCGGAUUUUAGACUGUUGGAUGCAACAGAAAGAUGGCAGUACUUCAAAGCGAUGUGGAACAUGUGGCGACGAUUCGAGAGAUUCGCAAUGUCCGUGCAAAUGUUUGGCACUAGGACAAUCGAGCAAAAUAAAAUUGCAAUUUCCUGUGAGCAAAUCAUCACUAUUGGAUUUCAUAUCGAUUUCACGGAAAUCACAGAUAUCGACAAUGAAAGAGUUCAAAAAAUGUUCCAUGGAGGCAUUCAAAAAAUGUUGGAUGAAGUUGCAAAACCCUUAUUCGAUUUGAGACCAUCUUCAAUGGAAAUGGCCUAUAUGCUGACGCAAAUGAGUUGGCAAGUUGCAGGGAAAAAGAUGCAAGGAAAAGUGGUGGAAAUUGGCGAGCGAGUUUGCGACGAGAUGGCCAAUCACCUUCACACCUAUUAUUUACAAAACGAGCAGAGAUCAAACUACGCGGCCAGAUUGGUCAAAUUGAUGAAUGUGGUGAAUGCGGUAAACAAAAUUCAUAUGGAAAAACGAGAAGUUUUAGAGUUGGCGAGAAUUUUUGAUGUUUUUAAGUUCAGCUCCUCGAGGAGCAUAUUUAAACAAAAUUUCGACAACAUUAUUUUUCUCAUGUCCCCCCACCUUUAA
Molecule: messenger RNA, 1107 nt
Organism: Caenorhabditis briggsae
Lineage: Eukaryota; Metazoa; Nematoda; Chromadorea; Rhabditida; Rhabditidae
Exons: 7
Coding region: 1-1107 (368 amino acids)
Biological process (GO): regulation of DNA-templated transcription
Molecular function (GO): sequence-specific DNA binding; DNA-binding transcription factor activity; zinc ion binding
Source: RefSeq, a predicted model, not a curated record